UUUCUUAGUCUAAGGAGCUUGGAAAGAAAAGCAUCUGGACUUCUUUAAAUUUCUUGAAGAUGUUUCACCUCAUCUGAGAAGCUUCAUCAUUUCUAAGAGGAAAUAGUGGGGAGUCCAAGAUUUGCUCUUAGAACUGAAGAAGCUUUUUUCUGUUACACCCACCCCUCCUCUUUUUUCUCUUCUUCUUCCCUGUAUCCUUUUAGUUUCCCAUAGAAACCGUGGGAUUGCAUCGGGAAGUUUGACCUUUUUCUUCCUCCACCCAGAAAAGCUCUUCACCGUGUCUGCUCCUGUUAAGUGACAAGAUUUCACAUUUAUGCUCUUACGGUGUCUUCAGGGCUGGACUGGGACAAAAAAUCGGCCCGGGCAUUUUGACUAGAGACCGGCCCACCAGUUUACCCAGGUGCUCCAAACCAGCCACCCUAUCCCAUGUCUCAGCCCGGCGGAGGACCCUAUCCAGUUCCUCCUGGAUAUGGACACCCCAGUCAAGCCCCCACACCGGGCUUCAUCAUGGGCUAUUCAGGACAACCUGCGGUCAUGUACCAGCCAGGACCCGUAGGGCCAGCUCCAGGCCCUGAAUACGGUGGCCCACCAGGAGGGAUCUCCCCAGCUCCUGGAGUUCCAGCAGUCGCUGUUGGUGUCCCACCUGGACUCGAGUACCUCACACAGAUUGACCAGAUCCUGAUCCAUCAGAAUGUCGAAGCAUUCACCGGUUUUGAGAAAAACAGACAGUAUGAAAUAAAAAACAUUCUGGGUCAAAAGAUCUACAAGGCCAAAGAGAAGAGUGACUGCUGCACCAGGAACUGUUGUGGCUCUCUGCGCAGCUUUGACAUGACAAUCAAAGACAACAUGGACAGGGAGGUCAUCCGUCUCAUCAGGCCUUUCCGCUGCGUCUCCUGCUGCUGUCCCUGCUGCCUGCAAGAGAUGGAGGUCCAGGCUCCACCUGGGACCACCAUAGGGUACAUCAAACAGGACUGGCACCCUUUCCUGCCAACGUUUUCCAUCCAGGGAGCAAACAAGGAGACACUCAUGAGACUGGAGGGGCCCUACUUUGCCUGCAACUGCUGUGAAGAUCUCAACUUUGAGCUGAAGGGGAAAGAUGGUGGCCCACCCAUUGGUCGCAUCAGCAGGCAGUGGAGCGGCCUUCUGAAGGAAGCCUUCUCUGACACGGAUAACUUUGGCAUCCAGUUCCCGCUGGACUUGGACGUGAAGAUGAAAGCUGUGCUGAUGGGCGCCUGCUUCCUCGUUCCUCACGAUCUAGAUGAACAUUGUUGAUUUUGAAAUAUGUGGCUUGUUGCUGAAUAAAAAAAUGUAAUACUUUUGACGUUGCUUUGCAGGAUUUCAUGUUCUUUGAGAAAGUUGGAGAGGCCAACCAGCGAAGCAAUGUGUUUUCAUAACAGAGGAAACAGGGAAUGUUGGGGGGGAUUUCCUGUUAUUUAACAUGUAAAAAUUUUUUGUUGAUUUUGUUACCAGUCCCAGAAUCUGUUUAUAUACACAUACAACUCAUUGUGAGCGAAUAAAAUCUUGAUUAGAUUUAAUGCUGGAAAUCUCUCCAAAUGCAAAAACUGAAAUGAAGUUUUCAGUGUUUCUUUACAGUCUGUAGAUGUUUCACCUCUUUUUAAGCACAUCACUGUAUUCGUAGCAAACACUUUACACUACCAAAGAAAAUUAAACUUAGAAACGGGUUUGUACACGCA
Messenger RNA from Oreochromis aureus, 1694 nucleotides. Its product is annotated as phospholipid scramblase 2-like. The record is from RefSeq and is a predicted model, not a curated record. Gene Ontology annotation, molecular function: phospholipid scramblase activity. Gene Ontology annotation, cellular component: plasma membrane. The coding region runs from base 427 to 1272 and encodes 281 amino acids. Gene Ontology annotation, biological process: plasma membrane phospholipid scrambling. Lineage: Eukaryota; Metazoa; Chordata; Actinopteri; Cichliformes; Cichlidae. The transcript is spliced from 7 exons.